GGCCGCGGCUUCCGCUUCCGUCCCAGCAGGGCUCUACCGCGGCGGCGGCGAUGGAGGCCGCGCCGGUGCCCGACGGGCAGUACACGGCCGUGGUGUACAGGCUGAUCGGCGGCGGGCGGUGCGGCGAGGCGGUGUCGCUGCUGAGCCGCGAGCUGCAGAAGAGCUGCCGCUCCCGCGGCGGCCUCUCCCUGCUGGGCUACUGCUACUACCAGCUGCAGGACUUCGCGGCGGCGGCCGAGUGCUACGAGCAGCUGGUGGCGCUGCACCCCGAGCUGGACGCGUACCGGCUCUACCAGGCGCAGGCUCUCUACAAGGCCGGACUCUAUGCAGAAGCCCUGCGGGCUGCCAGCCCGCUGUUGGACGUCCCCGCCUACCAGGGCCGGGCCCUACGCCUGCAGGCCGCUGUCCACUACGCCCAAGGCGACCUAUCGGCGGCUAAGAGCCUGGUAGAGGAGGUGCUCGCCGCUGCUGCAGACGGCAGCUCCGGGGCAGCCGAGGACCCUUCGGAGCAGGCUGACGCUGAGAUCAACCUGGGCUGCCUGCUCUACCGGCAGGGAAGGCACGAAGAGGCCAGCACCAAGUUUGCAAGCGCCAUGCAAGUGUUGGGUUACUGGCCUGAGCUGUCCUACAACAUGGCGCUGUGCUGCUAUGCGGCUAAGCAGUAUGACUCUGCCCUCAAACACAUCUCUGAUAUCAUAAAGCGUGGCAUCCACCAGCACCCAGAGCUCAGCGUGGGCAUGACCACUGAGGGCAUUGAUGUCCGCAGUGUAGGCAACACUCUGCUGCUGCACCGCACGGCGCUGGUAGAGGCCUUCAACCUCAAGGCAGCCAUUGAGUACCAAUUGGGCAACCUGAAAGCAGCCCAGGAGGCACUCACAGAUAUGCCACCAAGGGCUGAAGAGGAGCUGGAUCCAGUCACACUGCACAAUCAAGCACUAAUGAACAUGGACAGCCAGCCCACUGAAGGGUUUGAAAAACUGCAGUUUCUUCUGCUGCAGAACCCCUGUCCACCAGAAACAUUUGGAAACUUGCUGCUUCUCUAUUGCAAGCAUCAGUACUAUGACCUGGCAGCUGAUGUUCUAGCAGAGAAUGCUCAUUUGACCUACAAACUGCUCACACCUUACUUGUACAAUUUCUUGGAUGCCCUUAUUACUUGUCAAACUGCCCCUGAGGAGGCUUUCCACAAGUUAGAUGAUUCUGCAGGGACACUGACUGAGCAGCUGAGAAAACUCUCAAAGCAGGUACAGGAAGCAAGGCAAAACUGGGAUGACGAAGCUGUGAAAAAGGCGGUUAAUGAGUACGAUGAGACUCUGGAUAAAUAUGUGCCUGUCUUGAUGGCCCAGGCAAAGAUCUACUGGGAUAUGAAGAACUACACAAUGGUAGAAAAGAUUUUCCGCAAAUCGGUGGAGUUCUGUAAGGAACAUGAAGUGUGGAAGCUCAAUGUGGCUCAUGUGCUCUUCAUGCAGGAGAACAAGUAUAAAGAGGCUAUUGGCCUCUAUGAGCCCAUAGUUAAAAAGCAGUAUGACAACAUUCUCAAUGUGAGUGCUAUUGUGUUAGCUAACCUCUGUGUUUCCUACAUCCUGACAAGCCAGAAUGAAGAUGCAGAGGAACUGAUGAGGAAAAUCGAGAAGGGAGAAGAGAAACUGGCCUAUGACAAUCCUGAUAAAAAUACCUACCAUCUUUGCAUUGUCAAUCUAGUCAUUGGUACUCUCUACUGUGUAAAAGGAAACUAUGAGUUUGGUAUUUCAAGGGUCAUUAAAAGCCUGGAGCCAUACAACAAAAAACUGAGCACUGAUACGUGGUAUUACGCCAAACGGUGCUUCCUGUCCUUGCUUGAGAACAUGUCCAAGCACAUGAUCAUGCUACGUGACAGCGUUAUUCAGGAAUGCAUUCAGUUUCUGAAGCAGUGUGAGCUGUAUGGAAGAAACAUCCCAGCUGUCAUUGAGCAACCUCUUGAAGACAAGAGAAUGCACAGUGGGAAAAAUACAGUUACCUAUGAAGCCAGGCUCUUGAGAGCACUGAUGUAUAAGAUCACUGGGGGUACUGUGUAGGUGGUAUUCCCAUGCAGCAGAAAGGCGAGCUUUGUGUCUGCUCUGUUUGUGAGGUGGUGCUUACCCUGGUAGUGCACAGUGCUGUGGGUUUUUCUUGGAUUGCUUACCUUUAAAAUUUUGGUCAUGUAUUUUAACAACAUUGAGUGGAAAAUAGAAUAUUUACGUGAAGUUAACCUGCAUCAAAUAACUAGGGACAUCCUCACUAAUCUGUCAUGUUAGAUACACCUUAAGAUUUGUUGAUGAAUAAUAUAAUUACAGGGUUAUCAUAAGAACUUUCACUUGUAAAAUAAUGUAUCCUUUUGAGAUUUUGUCCAAAUUUCUUUUCAUUAGUUGUUACUUGAAAAUAUUUUGUUCUUCAUCUCUUCUAGCACAGAAAUUAAAGGGGGAAAGUUGUUCUCUGAUUUGUGCCUAUAUGGGAAAUAUUUAUUUCUGUGUGUUUCUAUGUAUAAUACAUUACAGACUGUCAGUAGUAUAUUUAAACACAUACAAAAAAAAUAAAGGCUUUAUAAUAAAAAAUUAGUCCUACAAACAUUAAAAUUCCCUUUUGAUAACUCAUCACUAAUGCAUGAGUAUUCUGGCAAUACAGGGACCAGGAGGGUGUGUUAGGACAAUACCUUGCUUUAGGUCUACCCUUGCAUAGAAUUGUUCUAACUGGGCAUAAAUAGCUUCAGAGGCCCAGUAUGGUGCUGUCCAUUGGCUUCUGUGACUACCCAAGACCCUGUGCCUGCAUCAUCGGAGUUGUUUUCCCUUUGCAGCAUGGCCUGCCCCUUUAAUCCAAAUACUCAUCUCAGAAUAUAUCAGUCUCUGACAAGAUGCCUUCUGAAUGUGAAAUUGUGCUACUUUGCGUAUUUCUCAAGCAGCAUUUAAAUUCCAGUUGAUGCAAAGCUUCUACUCUUAGACGAAAGAAACCUGCUUCUUAAUUUCCUCCUUGUGUUACUGUUCCUGCAUCUCAAUACUUCUCUGAAACCCUGUUUAUUUGGUUAAUUCCUUUACUUAGCAUCUCCAUCACACUGACUACAGGCAGGGUACUUACUCAACAGUAUUCCCAUACCUUUUGAAGGGAAUGGGAAGUUAAAGGUGUGGGAGUUUCCAUAUGUCAUACAAGUUCCACAGCAAAGUAAGACCAAAACACUUUUCAGUGGUUGUAUACAAUCUGGUUAUGGGCCUCAUGGGUGUUCUCCUUUGUAUUCUGCCUUCUCAAGCAAUAUGUGACCUCAAGAUUUUAAAAUAAGGAUCUUUUAAAAUAAAGAUCUGCACCUUUAACUAUUUGCUUAUCUUUAAUAGUGGCCCCUCCAAAGAGUUGUUACAGGGGAAUUUUGGAGUCAGGCUGUACAUUCCUUGAAAUCCAGAUUCUGUCCUGUGGUUUAUCUGGAAAGAAAGAGCAUUUCUGAAAGUCACUGUAUUAUAAAACAAUAGAAUACUUAAUUCUUCCACUUAGUCUGUAUAGGGACUGGAAUAGACCUGCUGCAACCAUUUCAACAUAGAGAAAGUUAACUGCUUAUCUGCAGGGAGAGACCUGUCAGGGAUGAGCAUGUCCUCUGUAGCUAAAGGAAACAAUUGCGGGUUAGGUAAUGUUAGGGUUUACCCCAGACUUUCCAAAACAGUCAAGUAAAAGCAAACUGAACAGUGUCAGGAAUGGGAAGAUGUUCUAAGGGGGCUAGAGAGCAGGCAAGAGACACAGCGAGGUGUCCUAGGGAGGACCCCAAAGCUCAUUACUAGACCAUAAAGCCCCCCAGUUAGGGUGAUUUAAAAUAUUUCCCACAACUGCUUCCCUGUGAGGAGGAGACCCGUGAUUUCAAAU
This is a messenger RNA of Pogoniulus pusillus (Red-fronted tinkerbird), 3852 nucleotides long. RefSeq names its product intraflagellar transport 70B (gene IFT70B). Gene Ontology annotation, molecular function: intraciliary transport particle B binding; protein binding. The transcript has a single exon. Gene Ontology annotation, cellular component: axonemal microtubule; intraciliary transport particle B. The coding region runs from base 51 to 2051 and encodes 666 amino acids. NCBI's taxonomy places the organism in Eukaryota, Metazoa, Chordata, Aves, Piciformes, Lybiidae. The record is from RefSeq and is a predicted model, not a curated record. Gene Ontology annotation, biological process: intraciliary transport.